Durusdinium trenchii is the source of this 564-nucleotide messenger RNA. The record is from the annotation of a GenBank genome assembly. Lineage: Eukaryota; Dinophyceae; Suessiales; Symbiodiniaceae.
AUGGCUCGCAUGUCAAUGCUCUCUUUGAUGCUCUUCGGCCUUUCGGCCCUCUUCGCCCAGCGCGCCUUCGUGGGCACCACGCCCCGAGCCCGACGCAGCGUGCUGCCGCGGCGCGCGGAGGGCGAGGAGGGUGAGGAGUAUGUGGCGGCGGCCGGGGACCGUUUGAAGCUCAAGGUCCUCUCACCGGAGGGCGAUGGCAUCACGGUGGCCUGCUCGGAGGUGAUUUUGCCCUCGGCCACCGGGCAGCUGGGCAUCUUGGCCAACCACGCGCCCAUGAUGUCGGCCUUGGACACCGGCGUGCUGCGAUACAAGGAGGAUGGGGCCUGGAAGCCCGUGGUGGUCUUGGGUGGCUUUGCCACGGUGGACUCCAACCAGCUCUCAGUCUUGGUGAAUGACUUUGAGAAGGCCGAUGAGAUCGAUGUGAAAGACGCCCAGAAGGAGCUGGACUCAGCCACUUCUAUGAUGGAGAAAGCUGAGACCAAGAAGGACAAGCUGGAGGCCACUUCCAAGGUGAAGAAGGCGGCGGCGAGGCUGCAGGCGGCGAUGUUCACCUCCAAGAAGUGA